AUGCAAGGGGAAUGUUUUUCAUUUUUAAAUGCCAUUGCUUCCGAAAUGAAAACAAACAACCAUGAAUUAGAAACAACAGGGAAGUCUCUCACCGAACUUAUUAAUGAAAGUUGCGAAUAUUCGAACGAGAUCCGCUGUAUUUGUGGUUUUCAUGUUGACUCAAACAAUUUAAUACAAUGUUCAGUAUGCAAAAAGUAUCUUCAUAAGAAAUGCAUUCCAAUUUCAGACGAUUUUGAAAUUGAUAAUUUUAUUUGCCCUUUUUGUAUGUAUCAAAAGUACGACCUUGAUCCAUUGGCCUCAAUAGAUAAUGCUUUUGAAUUAUUUAACAAAAAUAUAAAGGAAAUACAAUCUCUUUUAAAGCAACUUGAACCUUUACAUAAAAAAGCAAAGGCAAUGAUAGAAGACUCUAAUGCAUCUAACACUACAUCAUCUCAAAGAGCAUCUUAUGAUGAAAUGCAAAAAUCAAUUUUUUCUUCUAUCAACUCAAUCAAUCAACAGAUUAAAGAUCGAACAAAUUUAUUACAUCAAAUGGAGAAAGUUAUGUUUUCCCCACCAAGCUGA
This is a messenger RNA of Trichomonas vaginalis G3, 561 nucleotides long. RefSeq names its product FYVE/PHD zinc finger family. The transcript has a single exon. The coding region runs from base 1 to 561 and encodes 186 amino acids. NCBI's taxonomy places the organism in Eukaryota, Parabasalia, Trichomonadida, Trichomonadidae. The record is from RefSeq and is a predicted model, not a curated record.